Porites evermanni is the source of this 6667-nucleotide messenger RNA. NCBI's taxonomy places the organism in Eukaryota, Metazoa, Cnidaria, Anthozoa, Scleractinia, Poritidae. The record is from the annotation of a GenBank genome assembly.
GUCUUUUGUAAUACAACAAGAGCUCUGGCAAGAUGGCGUACCAAACAUUUCAGCAAGAAUACUUGCAAAUGCCGGUGGUUACACGGACAUAUGCGACUGCUUGUGUAGUUACAACACUUGCAGUGGUAAGGAAAUUUUUUGGAUUGAAAUUUGACUGAUUUGACUGCAUAAUACUAGGGAAAAAGAUUUGUUUACAUGCAACUGCGAGUGUCUCCAUGUCCAGCAUUCUGUGCCAUCUGUUUUAAAAGAACUUUUUUUUGUUUUUGUCGUUAGCAACUUGAGCUGAUAACGCCCUUUCAGCUAUAUUUCAACCCUGAGCUUAUAUUUCAAAGAUUUCAGGUAGGUAUUUUCGUAGGUAACAAUAUUACCUUCUUGCAGUAUAAGAAUAUAUUUAGAGGGAAAAAAUUUACUAUGCAUAAAAUAUUCGCAAUAUCACAUUCACGUUUUAAAUCUCAGUACAAUCAGCAUUAAUAAAUAUUGAUAUACGUAUUGUGCAUACAAUUAUUAGCAGAAAGCUUAUUCACUGGGUUAAAUUUUCUUUAAAAAGAGGUGAAGAAUCAUGAAAAAAAAUGUGAGAUUUUCAAAGUUUUUUCAAUAUUAACAUUUUUUAAAUUUUUGUUUUCCUUCCUUUUUUCAGUUUUGGAGACUGAUAACAAAUUUCCUGUUCUUUGGGACAAUUGGAUUCAACUUCUUCUUCAACAUGAUUUUCACGUAUCCUUUAGAAUCUAUUAAUGUUCACCCAUGCAUUUUCAGUAAUAAUGUAUGCACACUCUGUUUAUUCAGGAACCCAUAACCUGGAGUGAGCAAUUCCCAUACUAGGCCUAUGUCACACAUUGUCACACCAUUUUUUACAGACCAGCUUAUUUUUAGAAACAUUUUAGAGCACUAUUUUUCCCCACGAACAUAGAAGCUCUGCUAUGUGUAUGGGCACAUUCAAAAGAUAAGAUUUGAGAAAGGAAAAGAAAGACAUCAUUUAAAAGGUCCAAUAUACCCUUUUCAGGGCUGUACGUUGUGCUGACUGGUUCAUGGGAUUAAAAAGAUGUCCUGAACGUCUGCCAAAAUCAUUCUGGUCAGUGAAAACGUUGUGAUGCGACUCAAGCACGGGGGAAUUGCUCACUCUGGGUUAUAAGUCCUGGUAUAGUUUAUUUUGAAGAAUAGAUGAAGUUAAUUUAUACUUACUUUGGAGCUGUGAAAAUAUAUUUUGAAACAAAUUAGCGAGGGAAAGACCACCAAAAGUAUGCAUACAACUUUUUCAACUCUUGUAUAUUUCUUUUUAUGAAGUCAUCCUUCAAAGGAAUGAAUACAUUGAGACCUCUAAAACCUAUUGCUAUAAAAAUCACUUGAACAACUCUAAAUAGUAGAUGUUUCCCUGGGGAUGAAAUCUAUCUUAAUAACGCCUUUACUCCCAAAGUGGCCAUGGUCAAUAUUAAACAGAAUAAUUGCCGGAUUUCAUUUGAAUAAAAAUUUUGAACAACAAAAAUACUGAGAAAAUAUUAAGAGAAUGUGUUACUGCAGAAGAGAAUUUGUUUGAAUGGUAACACUAUAGGGUUUUAUUCAUAGACUCAAAAGUACUUUAAAAGCCUUUUUUGCUCAAUAUGAGAGUGAAAUUGUUAACAAAAUGAAUUAUGUUUUCCCCAAGAGAGCUGUUAAAAAACAUCAAUAACAUGUUGCUUUCGAUAUUAGAGGCUAGGAUGAUUAUGUUGAAGCGUCCAUUCUGCUUCAGAAAAAGUAUAGCAAACUAACAGUAUGAAUAGUUUAAUACAGUUUUGCAGUUAUAAAUACCUGUAACUGUUACAAGUGGUUGAUUUUGUAAAUGUUAUUUAUUCACAUUUAAGUUUUAUUCAUUUAUUUUUAACUAACCAUUCUAAUUUAUCACUGACUGCUGUACCCCUGUGUUUCCGCCUGCCUCGACUAGCACCUGCUCUUUGCAGGUGGAAAUGGACUUUAUGUAUGUCAGUUGCUAAAAAAGUGUGUGUGAAUGGUUUCACACAAGUCAUUGUUGCUCUUUGCAAAAAUCCUAGAACUCAUGAUUUAUCAACAUUGAUUAAUUUAGUUGGUUAAAUCCUUGACAUAUGAUAGUUAUCGGUAUUGUCGGAUGUUAGAGGAGGGUUCUUUCAGAGGAAGAACUGCUGACUUUGUUUUUAUGUUCAUGUUUGGUGGAGUGAUCAUGACUGUAUCCUUGAUAUUGUUGUUAAUAAACUUAUCUUAAAUGUACACUUCUUUCACUACUAAAAGAAGUAAGACUCAGUACUGAAAAAUAUAUUCAAAAAAAGAUCUAAUCUUAUAUUAAAGAGAGAAACAAACAAAACAAUAUCAUAAAGUAAUACUUGAGAAAACAAUCAUCUUUGUUUUGAAUUCAUCGCUAUGUAUGACUUUGUUCACAGAAUCAAAAGUAAGAACCACCCAAUACCACUGUUAAGAUCAGAUGAAUAUCACUGAUUCAUCUGAAUUUUAAAACCGUGUGGUUUCACAUAACUUUCAUAGACUCAAAAGUUUGAACCUCGUUUAAAAAUUCAAUAAUAUUUCAAUCUGCAAUAUAUAGGUAAAAAUAUAUNAGUUAUCGGUAUUGUCGGAUGUUAGAGGAGGGUUCUUUCAGAGGAAGAACUGCUGACUUUGUUUUUAUGUUCAUGUUUGGUGGAGUGAUCAUGACUGUAUCCUUGAUAUUGUUGUUAAUAAACUUAUCUUAUGUACACUUCUUUUACUGCUAAAAGAAGUUAUACUCAGUACUGAAAAAUAUAUUCAGAAAAAGAUCUAAUCUUAUACUAAAGAGAGAAACAAACAAAACAAUAUGAUAAUCAUAAAGUAAUACUUGAGAAAACAAUAAUAUUUGUUUUGAAUUCAUCACUAUGUAUGGCUUUGUUCACAGAAUCAAAAGUAAGAACCACCCAAUACCACUGUUAAGAUCUGAUGAAUAUCACUGAUUCAUUUGAAUUUUAAAACCGUGUGGUUUCAUAUAACUUUCUUAAACUCAAAAGUUUGAACCUCAUUUAAAAAUUCCAUAAUAUUUCAAUCUGCAAUGUAUAGGUAAAAAUACAUGUGAUCAGAGCAAAUCUGACACAACUAUUUUUAUCAAGCUUGUGAAACAAAAUAGAUCUUUUUUUGUAUCAGUAAACAAUCUGAAUUAGAAUCAAUUGAACCCUCCUUUUGAGAAAAACUGUUCCUUGACUUCUGCAUUCAGAUCAUUGCCCUGUUUGUCAACUUAGUCUUUCUAGGUCAGGCAUUCACCAUCAUGUUGGUGUAUGUCUGGAGCAGAAGAAAUCCUUAUGUUCGCAUGAACUUCUUUGGUCUGUUAACUUUCAAGGCUCCAUUUUUACCCUGGGUGCUGUUUGGUUUCUCACUCAUGCUGGGAAAUUCAGUCAUAGUUGAUCUUAUAGGUAAAACAAUUUUAUUGCUGAAGACCAUUAUAUGAAGAGAGAAAUUUUUUCUGCUUAAUUAAAAUUUUGUAAAUAAAGUUCACCAUUAAUAGUGUAAUGUUGAACAGUAAGCCUCAAUAAUGUAUUGACAUGACUUAUGUCAAAACUAUUUGCGUUAAGGAAUAGCUACUGAUCAACAGUAGCUUGUAUCGGGGGGGGGGGGUACUGCCAUAUAUAGGCUAUAUAGGUAUGUGAUGCUGUAAAGGGUAUGGUUUUCAAGCAGUUUAGUCUGGGAGAGGGUAUAGAAAUCAGAUGGUUUGGGUCUAUAAUGGGGUAUCAUUUUCCAGGAAACUGAUGGGUUGAGGAUUUUAGUCUAGACCAGACGAAGGAGCCAAAAUUGAAAAAGAAAAUCAAAUCAGCAAAUUCAAUUUCACCUGAUACUCAGUUUGAUGAUAAAGAAAGCAUUGAUGGACGGAAAAUAGUGUCUGUAGGAUAGGGAGGGAUUUUGGGAGUUUAGUCUAAUGUAAGGUUACCUGUAGCAAAAUUUACCUGAAACAUGUCUGAUAUAGACUAAUGGUUCCAGGUUCCCUGUUGCACAUCUGCAGCCAAAACUUCCUCAAGUACCCCCCUGGCUUGUUUCCCUAAUAACUCAAUUUAGUUGAAACAAUGGUUCAACAAAUAAUUAUCUAGCCUCACAUGAAACCAGCUGGUAUUGUUUUUUCUUUUUCGCUAAAUGUUUACCUCUAUUCUUUCUUAAUCAUUAAAUGAUAAAAGUCUGAUUGGACUUAAACACUAGGGCAAUAUGUAAAAACAACCACACAAUAACCCUAAAUCUUCCUCUUCUUACUUGUAUCUCCACCUUUUACUCAUGUUUUUCAACUGUUUUUCAAGGUAUUGCAGUGGGGCAUAUCUAUUAUUUCUUUGAAGAUGUUUUCCCUGAGCAACCAGGUGGCUUUAGGAUACUCAAGACACCAGGAAUUUUGUAAGAAAUGUUAAUACUGUUUGUUUUCAAAGAUAUUACCCACAACAUCUGUCAUGACUACCCUCCUGAUGAAAACAUACUUACUGUGGUGGACCUAAACUAUUUUUUUUGAAAAAGGAAUAUAAAGAAUGCAGUUUUAUAUAAAAUAUUGUUCACAUUGGAUAGAAUGUAUUCCAAACAGUAUUCUGCCACUGACCACAUAGAGAACAUAAUGACAUUUUAACUACUGUUCACUGGCUAAAGGAUCUGAGUGAGGAAUGCUGGAAUGUUACAAAAUCUGGGACUUCUGAGGGUUUCUGAUUACCCACCUAAGUUGCCUAACAACCAACAUUAAUUUCUGGAAGUACUUCAUGCUAUCAAUAUAAUUUUUGAAGAAUAUUUGACAUAAAUUAUGAGGAUCCCUGUAUGUAUUUCAAAGAAGCAGGAGGUAUGACUUUACUAGUGGUUAACCUCCAAGUUAAAAACAUAAAUUUUAGAAACAUGUACUUUCACUGUAGAGAAAUGGGACCAUCCAGUCAAUAAUACUCACUGAUAUGAUUUUGCAAUAAUGAAUUAUUUAAAUAUGCUGUUUACAUGUAUAUUUUGUAUUUCCUUGUAGGAAAGCCAUCUUUGAUGCUCCUCCAGAAGACCCAAACUACCAACCUCUUCCAGAAGAGGACAGGCCUGGAGGAUUUAACUGGGGUGAAGGACAGAGAGUGGGUGCCGAACACGAACAUGAUGAUUGAAAAAAAAGAACAAUACCGAAAUAGAAAAUGCUCUUCCUCACACAAGCCUAAAUCAAAUUAUCAUAAUGUGUAGUGUAAGAUAAUAUUUAUACUUCCCCUAUGGGAGGACAAUGGAAAUUCCAUGGAGGCGGUUGAAGAAGAUAACCUUUUUGCUUUUAGACAACAGGUUUUGUCGGAAUAACACCAUCUUUCCCCUUGCUUUUCAGUGUACUGUCGCUCCUUCCCACACCCCAUUAAUCCCAUAAGUUGCCCAAGAAAGCCUAAAAAAUUAUAAUCUGUUCCUAUGAGCUGGUUCACAUAAGCAAUGCAAACACAGGCACAUCCACUAAAAAUGUAAGAACAAUAAGGUACGCAUGCGUAUUUGAGCAUAUUGCAACCAUUUUGGUGCACUUCAUUUGUUUACAUUUGUGACACACAGAUGAAAGUACAAGUGAAAAUACCGAAAGUGCAAAGCAGUUAUGUCCCAUUAGUCUUUGGGCAACCUAUGUCACAGGCUUUUUUAAGACAUAGGCAAACUCGGGGCGAGAUAGUGUCUAGCGCGAAGCGUAUGUGAAAGACGUGACGGGAACAGGCGCCUUCUGGAACGUGUAGCGGUUAUCAAUUUUUCCACUGGCUCCUAAUUGUGGCUCCUUUGUUAACGCUCUGGCCCCAGUUGUUCAAAUACUGGGUGGAUUUAAGCAAUAGAAAACGUUUUCCAUGUUUGCAUAGCCUGAUAUAAACACGAGAGGGGUUGGGAGAAUUCGAGACAGUUAUGCAAACCCGAGACGAAGUAAAAUAGAAAAUGCUCUUCCUCACACAAGCCUAAAUCAAAUUAUCAUAAUGUGUAGUGUAAGAUAAUAUUUAUACUUCCCCUAUGGGAGGACAAUGGAAAUUCCAUGAAGGCGGCUGAAGAAUAUAACCUUUUUGCUUUAGACAACUUUUGUUGUCAGAAUAACAGUCUUUUCUCUUGCUUUUCAGUAUACUGUCACUCCUUCCCACACCCCAUUAGUCCCAUAAGUUGCCCAAGAAAGCCUAAAAAAUUUUGAUCUGUUCCUAUGAGCUGGUUCACAUAAGCAAUGCAAACACAGGCACAAGGGAUUUUGGCACAUUCACUGAAAAUGUAAGAACAAUAAGCUGCGCAUGCGUAUUUGAGCAUAUUGCAAUCGUUUUGGUGCACUUCAUUUGUUCACAAUAAAAAUUGUGACACGCAGAUGAAAGCACAAGUGAAAAUACCGAAAGUGCAAAGCAGUUAUGUCCCAUUAGUCUUUGGGUAACCUGUGGCACAGGCUUUUUUAAGACAUAGGCAAACUCGUGACGGGGACAGGCGCCUUCUGGAACGUGUACUGGUUAUCAAUUUUUCUACUGGCUCCUAAUUGUUGCUCCUUUGUUAACGCUCUGGCCCCAAUUUUUCAAAUGCUGGGUGGAUAACUCUAUAGAUCUAUUGGAUAAAUCUCUAUCCAGUGAAUAGUGCAAUGGGUUUCCCUAAUACUUAUUCACUGGAUUGAGAUUUCAUCCGGUGGAGAUAGCUCUAUCCAAAGUUUGAAUAACUGGGGCUUGAAUUUAAUGCUCAGCUUUUGUGUUGUUAUUUGUGGCUAAAUCUGAAUAAAGUAUAAUACUUUCAUUCUCAC